AUGGUAUCGUCGGUAUGGCCAGAAGGAUGGCCAAUGCCCAACUACGACAACCCUCCUACCCGAGGCUCUCCUUCGCUCUUUAUUGUCACGCUGGUCAUCACGGCGAUAGUAGUUGCCCUCAGACUCUACUCUCGACAUUAUCUGACCAGAUCCGUUGGCCUGGAUGAUGGACUACUUCUAGCUGGCUUUAUCUUUUCCAUCGGACAGACCAUUUUCGAAUACAAAGCCCUGACGACAUGGGGUUGGAACAUGCAUAUUUGGGACGUCCGCCCGGAAAAACUCGAGCACAUUAGGCUGGGGGCAUGGCUCGUGGAAGUCUUUUUUGUCCUCGGCAAUGCCUGCACCAAAGUCUCCAUUCUGCUGGUCUAUCGCAAAAUCUCCUCUGGAAGCCAUAGUCUGUGGUUCAUCAAACUGAUUUGGACUGCAAUUGCCUUUACGGUGGCAUACAGUGUUGGAUUGGUGUUGGAGCUGUUUCUUAUCUGUCGCCCACUCACCUCCUAUUGGAGAUCCUACAAUCCGGCCUACACGGGAACGUACCGCUGCGGAAACGAACUUGCACCCAUUGUCUUCAGCGCCGCAGCUUCAGUCUUCUCCGAUGUUUACUCUUCCGUGCUGCCCAUGCUUUUGACGAGAAAGCUCAACUUGUCAGGGAGACAGCGACUGAGCCUAUAUGUGCUGUUCUCCGCUGGCUUGUUGACUGCCGGCAUCGGCAUCGCGAGAAUGAUAUUUCUGAUCAAAGUAACCACAAACUACAUGCCGGGUCCACACACUCAUGAUGUGACGUGGUACGGCUGGCCAACAUAUGCAUUAACGGAUAUUGAGGCACACCUUGCCAUGAUAUGCGCCUCAGCACCGGCCUUGAAAGCGUUAUUCAAACACCUAUUUCCCCGCCCACUGUCUAACCUGAACGCGUCAAUCCGCUCAGACCCCUCAGGCAUACCAUCCUAUCGUGCCCGUUACUCCCGCGCGAACAAGUCCAUCAACCCUUCCGGAUCCCAUUUCAAGGCAUCUUCUCCGGGUCAGCGUUCCCUAACACCCGAGCGAGUAUGGGCAGACGCUGCGGCCACUGACCGCGAUGUUGAGAGUCUUUCCCUCAAGAGCAUGGAUACGGACAAGCCUUUGACACCUCACUAUACUCACAUCACCGAGCUGCAACGGAAGGAGAGCCGGCAGUGGCCCGGCUAG
Capronia epimyces CBS 606.96 is the source of this 1185-nucleotide messenger RNA. RefSeq lists its product as uncharacterized. The transcript has 3 exons. The record is from RefSeq and is a predicted model, not a curated record. The coding region runs from base 1 to 1185 and encodes 394 amino acids. Lineage: Eukaryota; Fungi; Ascomycota; Eurotiomycetes; Chaetothyriales; Herpotrichiellaceae.